Messenger RNA from Melitaea cinxia (Glanville fritillary), 766 nucleotides. RefSeq names its product bladder cancer-associated protein (gene bc10). The transcript has a single exon. NCBI's taxonomy places the organism in Eukaryota, Metazoa, Arthropoda, Insecta, Lepidoptera, Nymphalidae. The coding region runs from base 205 to 444 and encodes 79 amino acids. The record is from RefSeq and is a predicted model, not a curated record.
CAUUUUGAGCAUUUAAUCUGUGCUCAUCUCUUUCUUUAUGUCAAUAUCAAAAUAAAUGUCGACAUUCUGAAUUAAUUAUUACCUUGACAUUAUUUAACUGGUAAACUAUGAUAUCAUUCAAAACAUGUCGAUUUCCGUACUGAUAGUCAUUCGUAAUAUGACGCAGAUUAGUUAAUCUUUACAAUUUAGCGUAAUAUCAUCGAAAUGUAUUGUUUACAAUGGUUGAUUCCCGUUCUUUUGAUUCCGAAGCCCGUAAACCCGGCGUUAGUGAACACACACGUCAUGUUUAUGGUGUUAUAUCUAAUCGGAUUUUUCCUAGAGAGGAAACCUUGUACUGUGUGCAGUGUUGUCUUCCUGGCCGCUGUUAUUCUCAUCUGUUAUAGCGGCAUCGGCAGUUGCCUGUUCUGGGCGAGCCAGUGUGACGGUGAAAAAUAUGACACUUAGCGCUUCCAAAAGCUAGUUCCGUCGUGCUCAAAGUGCAAACAAGUGUUCCUUUAACCGAGAAAAAAAGUGUCAAUGUGUAACCAAACAGCUCGGUUUAUACUCAUUGCCACUUAGGAAGACAUUAAGAACGAAACUGUAUAAGUAUACUUUUGUAAAUGAAAUGUAUUUUAUUUACCAUUUGUGGAGUAUUAGUAUGUGAGAUUGAUGAUGACAUGUACUUAUGUAUCUAGUUUCUUGUUAUUAUUGAUUAUGUGAUCGCAAUGAUUUUACAGUUAUUGUUAGUAAUAUAUGUUAUGAUAUUGGAAUAAAAAUGUCGAAACUA